This is a messenger RNA of Polistes canadensis, 1389 nucleotides long. Its product is annotated as facilitated trehalose transporter Tret1-like. Lineage: Eukaryota; Metazoa; Arthropoda; Insecta; Hymenoptera; Vespidae. The transcript is spliced from 5 exons. The coding region runs from base 1 to 1389 and encodes 462 amino acids. Gene Ontology annotation, cellular component: membrane. Gene Ontology annotation, biological process: transmembrane transport. Gene Ontology annotation, molecular function: transmembrane transporter activity. The record is from RefSeq and is a predicted model, not a curated record.
AUGUCCGACGCGAAGGAUCCUGAGAAACAGGAACGUCCAAAAAUAAUAAUUUGGCCGCAAUGGUUAGCAGCUUGUGCAGUAAGUUUAGCUCCGAUCGUAAGUGGUCUUGCAAACGGUUGGACAUCGCCAUACUUGGCACAAUUGACAUCAACGACAGCUGACGUAUCUGCCAAACUGACGGAAAACGAAGCGUCUUGGGUAGCUUCUCUCUUAAAUCUUGGUAGAGUUUUCGGAGCUUUAAUCGGUGCGGUAAUUCAAGAGUAUGUUGGACGAAAGAAACAGCUUGUCAUCGGUGGUCUACCAUUGGCCUUGAGUUGGGUAUUCAGUAUAUGCGCAACGUCAGUUACGUGGCUCUACAUAUCGAGAUUCUGUUCUGGAAUUGGAUCAGGCAUGGUCUGGUUAUCCCUCGUUUUGUACCUAGGAGAGAUCGCUGAUCCCAAAAUUCGUGGAGCUUUGAUAUCCAUGAACGUAAACGCAGCGUCCGUGGGUAUGUUCUUGGGCAACGUGAUGGGUCCUUAUCUGUCCAUGGAGAUGUUCGCUUACGUGAGCCUCGUACCGAAUAUCCUCUUCAUGGCUCUCGUAUCCCUGAUACCCGAAUCACCGUACCAUUACGUCCUCCACGGAGAUAUCGACAAAGCAGAGGCAUCUUUGAAGUGGUUCCGACGAGAAGCUGACGUGAAGGCUGAGAUGCGAGAGCUUCAGGAUUUCGUCGAUGGUGCUGAAAGCAGUAUUAUCAUGAGACUUAAAGCAUUCAUACUUCCAGGUAAUUUGAAGAAAGUCAUAAUCUUGUUCAUUUUGAACGUAUUCGUUCACGCAAGUGGAUACGCAACAAUUAACGCCUAUGCUGAAAUAAUCGUAAUUAAAUCUGGCAUGAAUCUUACGGCUAGCGUGGUUGUCAUGAUUUUAGGAUUUGCUACGAUUGUAGCUGGAACUAGUGCAACUGUGAUGGUAGACAGAUUUGGCAGAAGAUCUUUGUUAAUGAUAUCAGGUCUUGGAGUUGCUAUAUCUCUCGGAUUGCUUGGUCUACAUUUCCACAUCUUGUCGAUUGGCAUCGAAUCGUCAAUCCUCGAGUGGCUACCACUCACUUCAAUGCUAUGUUAUAAUAUUUUCUUAGCUUGUGGCUUCGUGACGGUGCCAGGUGCACUUUUAGGAGAAAUGUUCCCCGCAGAUUUGAAAACCUUAGCUUCUCUUCUAUUAGGAUGUGGAAACGCAAUGCUAUCCUUCAUCUCAACGAAAAGUUUUCAACCUUUUAUUGACCUAAUUGGGGAAAAAUUCGUAUUCUGGUCUUUCGGUUUUAUCGUCUUAUCAUGUGUUCCUUACGUUUAUUAUUUUAUACCGGAAACUAAAGGGAAGAGUCUUCUUCAAAUUCAAAAGUCCAUUAAAAAAUAA